This is a messenger RNA of Melanotaenia boesemani (Boeseman's rainbowfish), 2480 nucleotides long. RefSeq names its product protocadherin gamma-A11-like. Gene Ontology annotation, biological process: homophilic cell-cell adhesion. The transcript has a single exon. Lineage: Eukaryota; Metazoa; Chordata; Actinopteri; Atheriniformes; Melanotaeniidae. Gene Ontology annotation, molecular function: calcium ion binding. Bases 93 to 2480 code for a protein of 795 amino acids. The record is from RefSeq and is a predicted model, not a curated record. Gene Ontology annotation, cellular component: plasma membrane.
CAAGUAGGCACGGAUAACCACACUGGCUUUGCAGUCGCUGAUCGUAUUAUAUGGUUUAAGUCUGUUCUUUUCUUUAGUAACUUGUGCACUAGAUGAUGGGGUCGAAAAUCACCUUGGUUCGGAUAUGUGGGUUUUAUACGGUCAUGAUUUGGGUCCAUAUCGCAUAUGGAGACAUGAGCUAUUCUUUCUCGGAGGAAAUGAAACGUGGAUCGGUUAUUGGAAAUAUUGCCAAGGAUCUUGUGCUAAAGACAGGCGCGCUGUCGACCAGAAGAGCCCGGAUUGACAUCGACGGGACGGAUAAACGUUACUGUGAUAUAAACGUGAACACCGGUGAGCUGAUUGUGGCCGACAGGAUUGACCGUGAGGGACUUUGUGGCGAAAGAGCUUCGUGUAUCCUAAAACAAGAGCUUGUACUGGAGAAUCCUCUUGAGCUUCAUCGCAUCAGCCUUCACAUUCAAGAUAUUAAUGACAACUCCCCAAAGUUCAAAGAAGAAAUAAUAAAUUUAGAAAUUCACGAGUUGGCAGACAGGGGAGCUCGUUUUGCCAUAGAGGAGGCGCACGAUGCGGAUGUAGGACAAAAUUCAGUUCAGCAGUACAGCCUUGAGAAAAACGAUAAUUUCAUUUUGGCUGCAAAUAAAAACACAUUAGAAAUUGUUCUUGACAAAGAGCUUGAUCGUGAAAAACAAAAGGAAAUUAAUUUGCUGCUUACGGCACUAGAUGGUGGAUCUCCUCAGAGAUCAGGUACAGUAGUCAUACACGUCACUGUGUUGGAUGCUAAUGAUAAUGUACCCGUGUUUAGCCAGGGCAUUUAUGAAGCCAGUCUGUCUGAAAACUCUCCUUUUAAUACUGUAGUUGUCACAGUGAGUGCAAGCGAUGCGGAUGAGGGAAUCAAUGGAGAUGUGACUUAUGAAUUUGGACAUGUAUCUGAAGAAGUGAUUCAGUUAUUCAGCAUUGACAGUAAAUUAGGAGAGAUUAAAGUAAUUGGUGCUGUUGAUUAUGAAACAACAAAAUUAUUCGAAAUACGUGUGAAAGCAAAGGAUGGUUUGGGGCUUUCAUCGUAUGCUAAGGCUAUAAUUUCUAUUACUGAUGUCAAUGACAACGCCCCUAUUGUCAGUCUGAAAUCCCUGACCAGUCUCGUACCAGAAAACAUCUCACCUGGUACAGAGGUGGGCAUCAUUAAUGUGCAGGACAGAGACUCUGAAAACAACCGACAGGUUCGCUGCUUCAUUCAGCAAAAUGUUCCCUUUAAAUUGGUUCCUUCUAUUAAAAACUAUUAUUCUCUGGUGACCACAGGACAACUGGACCGUGAACUAGUGUCUGAUUACAAUAUUACAAUCACUGCCACUGACGAGGGCUCUCCACCUCUGUCCUCCUCUAAAACUGUUCAGUUAUCUGUAGCUGACAUCAACGACAACCCACCUGUGUUUGAGGAACAGUCCUACAGCGCAUAUGUGACAGAAAAUAAUAAACCUGGCUCCACUUUAUGUUCCGUUACUGCUCGAGACCCUGACUGGAGACAGAACGGUACAUUAAUUUAUUCUCUGCUACCUGGUGAGGUGAAUGGUUCUCCGGUGUCCUCUUAUCUGUCUGUUAAUGGAGACACGGGGGUGAUUCACGCUGUGAAGUCGUUUGAUUAUGAACAGUUCAGGAGUUUUAAAGUCCAGGUGAUGGCCAGAGACAACGGUUCUCCUCCUCUCAGCAGCAACGUGACCGUCAAUGUGUUCAUAUCUGAUGUGAAUGACAACUCUCCUCAGAUAUUGUACCCCACCCCGGAGGGCAGCUCCUUCAUGACCGAGCUGGUCCCCAAAGCUGCACACGGAGGCUCUCUGGUGUCCAAAGUGAUAGCAGUGGACGCAGACUCCGGGCAGAGCGCAUGGCUGUCCUAUCACAUAGUAAAAUCCACUGAUCCUGGACUUUUCAGUAUUGGUCUCCACAGCGGAGAGAUCAGGACACAGCGGGACAUUUCAGAAUCUGACAACAUGAAACAGAACCUUAUUGUGGCAGUUAAAGAUAACGGACAGCCCUCUCUGUCUGCCACCUGUUCCAUGUAUUUACUUAUUUCUGAUAACUUGGCUGAGGUGCCAGAACUGAAGGAUAUUUUUCAUGAUGAGACGAGCUCCAAGUUAACAUCUUACUUGAUAAUCGCUCUAGUGUCUGUGUCCACGUUUUUUCUGACCUUCAUCAUCAUCAUCCUGGGUGUGAGGUUUUGUCGCAGGAGAAAACCCAGACUGUUGUUUGAUGGAGCAGUUGCCAUUCCCAGCGCGUAUCUUCCUCCUAAUUACGCAGAUGUUGACGGCACAGGAACUUUACGCAGCACUUACAAUUAUGACGCCUACCUGACAACAGGAUCUAGAACCAGUGACUUUAAGUUUGUUUCAUCUUACAAUGACAACACGCUGCCUGCUGACCAGACCCUGAAGAAAAGUCCAACAGACUUUGCUGAUGCGUUUGGACAACUGGAAGCAUGUACAGAGGUAUGA